GCUAGAUCAUGUAAAUAGGCAAUGUCAUAAACAAAACUUGCAAUAAGGUUUUAAUACAAUUUGUACAAUUUUUCUGCAGUUCGGAUUCUUUUAAUAUAAAUGGGGGUGUUGCAGUGUUAACGUAGAGAAAAAGUAUGCGCAGGCUAGAAGAAAAAGAAAUUGCAGUGUGACUGUUGUCCUUCGCGUCCUUGUUUUGUUUUUGUUUUUCCAGAAUUCCCAAGCAGGAUGACAGGUUCAGGCCUCGAUAACCUUGGUCUCACGCUAGAAUGAUUGCAUGACAUUAUGCCCAAGGAGGAAGGUUAUUUGCCUACGUUUGUAGUCGGUUGGAAUGAGAGUGUGUCGAGGAUUCGUGCUGCUGGGAUAUAUUUGAAGAGUGGGAAUUGAGAGCUCGCGGUACUGGUAUGAGUACCAGGUGAUGCGUGGACAUCCUUGGUUGCGUGUGACGUUGUUCUGAGUGGCGCUAUGGGCGUGGGGCUCGCUUGUGGGUCCGGAGGCAGACGUGUUCGUCGGUCGCUCACCAAGAGACUGUUGGGCAUCGCGCCUGCGAUCUGGCUCUGCCUGAACGUGGCGUGUGCGGGCGCCGCCCCCCAGCCAGCCCCCUGCGACAAGUCGCGCAAGCUGCUCACUGACUCGUGGGGGGUCAUCACGGACGGGCCCGUGGGCUCCAACUACACCCAGGACUCCCACUGCGAGUGGCUGAUCAAAGCCAAUGGCAGCAGCCGGUUCAUCACGCUCAGCUUCCGCAGCAUGGGCACAGAGUGCUCCUACGACUACAUAUUCGUGUACGACGGAGACUCCUUCGAAGCCCCUCUGCUGGGCAGCUUCAGCGGCAAGACGGAGCCCCAGAACAUCACCGCCACGUCGGGAUCGAUGCUGAUCCUGCUGUACAGCGACACCAACUACGUGCUGGACGGCUUCCGCGCAGAGUACUCGGUGACGGACUGCCCCGGCAACUGCACGCACCCCUCGCGCGGCAUGUGCCUGCUGAACGUGUGCGUGUGCGAGGCGGAGUGGGGCGGGCCGGACUGCGGCGUGCGGGCGUGUCCCGGGGACUGCGGGGCGGCGCACGGCCGCGGCAAGUGCCUGCUGGGGCGGUGCCGCUGCGCCCCGGGCUACUCUGGCCGGGCCUGCAGCCUGCACCGCACCAACUCCCCGGGCAACAGGUGGCACUGGCUGUCGCGCUCCAACAGCGGGCUGCUGCCCCGCGCGGCGCACACCGCCGUCUACCACAACGAGACGGAUGCGCUGUACGUGUUCGGGGGCUACGACCUGAACCGCGUGCUGGGCGACCUGGCGGUCUACCGCUUCGAGACGAGCCAGUGGGAGGAUGAGGAGGGCAAUCUCCUGGACGGGGUGUCGUCGACGGUGGACACGCUGGACCCCCAGUUCCUGGCCGCGGUCCUGGGACAGGUGGGGGCCGGCGGGGAGGAGCGCUGGGGGCUGCGCAAGUCCACCUUCUUCCGCAACCUGCUGUUCUCCAUCGCCGACAACGCCACCUUCACCAUCCGGCACCGGGCGCGGGACGCCGCGGCCGGCCGGCGCUGGCGUCGCGAUGAGCCGGGGCCGGGCGGGGAGGAGGAGGGGGGGGCGACGGAGGAGCUGCCGCUGCCCUCCCGGCCCGCCCCGCGCUACGGCCACGCCGCCUGCAGCUACGCGGGCGGCAUGGUGAUGUACGGGGGCAAGCUGGCGGACGGCUCCCUCUCGGACGAGCUGUGGCACUACGACGCGCACGAGCGCGCCUGGUCGCUGCGGGCGCUCCGCUCCGAGACGAGGCCCCCGCCGCUGACGCGCCACACGCUCACCAGGGUGGGCGGCCCCGACGGCUGGCUCUACGUGUUUGGGGGCAGCACCCUGGGAGGCGCCUUCUCCUCCGGCCUCUACCGCAUACGCCUCAGGCUGGACGCGAACGCGACGGGGGAGGAGCGCUGGGAACCGGUGCGCGUGCGCGGGGGCAAGGAGCUGGACGUCCGGCUGGUCGCGCACACCACGGUGCACCACGCCCGGAGCGACUCCCUCGUGGUGUACGGGGGCAUCGCGGCGGGGGUGGCUCGCUUCUCCAAGCUCAGCGACCGCAUGUUCCUCUUCCACCUGCGCGGCCGCCACUGGUCCGAGAUACACUACCCGCGCGCCUACCUGCGCGACAACUACGUGCCGCGCGAGCACGCCUUCCACACCAGCACGGUCAUGGGCAACUACAUGGUGGUGUUCGGGGGCUACUCCCACCGACACAACAAGGAGGAGAUCUGCUACGACAACCAGAUGUACCUGUACCACCUCGGCUGCCACACCUGGGUCAGCCACGACAUCCUCGGGACCCCGGACAAGGACUUCCGCUACCCGAAGCAGCAGGGGGUGUUUGCGCACGCGGCCGACAAGCGCAACGGCAACACGCUGCUGGUGGUGGGGGGCUACCACGGCAACGUGAACGCGGACCUGCUGGCCUACGUGCUGCCGCCCGUGCUCGCCAGCCGGGAGGGGGACGCCUUCGACACGGAGCAGAUGUGCAGCAGGCACCGCACGAUCCUGGCGUGCACGGCCGACCCCGAGUGCGGCUGGUGCUCCACGGACGAGGUGUGCUACGGCCGCACGGUCGACAUCAACUGCACGACCAACCUGCAGUCGACGCGCUGCCUGGGCGUGUGCCCCGCGCUGGGGGACUGCCACUCCUGCCUCGUGCACGGCAACCUCUCGGCCGCGCCGCCCUCCUCCGUGGCCUACAAGAUGAAGCUGGGCCAGUGCGCGUGGUGCGUGCAGAACGCACGCUGCCAGCACAAGGACGACAAGUACUGGGUGUGCGGGCAGCGGGAGGACGCCCCCUCGCAGGUCCCGGGCUGGUGGGGCCCCACGGGCACCAAGGUCAGCCAGGUGGAGGAGUGCCGAGUGCUGGACCGCCGGCCGGGGCUCACCUUCCUCAAGUACCACGAGCCCGCCGACUGGUCCCACCCCGACCACGUGUCGGUGAUCAACGCCACGACGGUGGACUUCAGCAUGCUGAGCCCUGGCACGCGCACGGAGCAGGCGGUGGGCGGGGAGGUGACCGCGCGGCUGCUGGGGUUCCUGUGGCCGCCCCGGCCGUGGGGCGACGGCACGGACGCGCUGCGCGUGUGCGCGAGCCACGCCAGCGCCGUGCUCAGCCUGUCCCGGCCCGGCCAGUCGGAGCUGGAGGUGGUGGGCAACCUGACUGCGGAGGGGCAGCAGUGCGCGGCGGCCCAGUGGCCCGGCGAGGGGCAGAGCCCCGUGUCGCUGGCCCCCGGCCGCCACCUCGUGGACCUGGAGGCACGCAGCAUGCUGGCCCAGUUCAACAGCAACCACCACCACCAGCACUCCAAGAUGGAGCUGCAGCACCACCAUGCCGGCGACAACGCCAAGGUGUUCACGUUCGAGUUCCUGGAGCCAUACGGGAACGGGUCGUGCGCGGCGUACGGUAACUGCCUGCAGUGCCUGAGCGACGCGCUGUGCGGCUGGUGCGACCUGGGCAUGCGCUGCGUGCCGCGCGCGUCCCGGGAGUCGGAGGCCUGCGCGGGGCCGGACGGCGACUGGCGCUACCUCACCCUGCUGCCCGCCGCCUGCCCCAACUGCUCCAACUACGUCAGCUGCGACGCCUGCCUGGGCUCGGGCCAGUGCGAGUGGUGGGUGGAGGACGCCAAGUGCGCUCGCAAGGGAAGGUCGCGGGAUGCUGUGGUGGACCCGGAGCAGUGUCCUGUCCCGUGCCACCUGCGGGACAACUGCACUGGCUGCCUGGACCUGCCCGGGCGCUGCGUCUGGUGCGAGGCCACCCAGGAGUGCUUCUCGUUCGCGGUGUACACGUCGGAGUACCAGUUCGGGCUGUGCCGGGAGUGGGUGGACCAGCCGUACGGCGGCCAGGCCGUGCUGGGCGGGCCGAAGCACGGCCUGGUGCCGGCCAGCCGGCAGUGCAAGUCCUGCAGCCAGCACGCCAACUGCUCCAGCUGCCUGCACACGCUGGGCUGCGGCUGGUGCUACAACCCGGACAAGCCCAUCCAGGGGGCCUGCGUGCGGGGCGACUUCACCCGGCCCCGGGCCGAGCCGUGCAGCGAGGUUCUGGACUUUGCCGGCAUCGUGGGGGCCAGCUGGGCGUACGCCCAGUGCCCGGACGUGGACGAGUGUGACCUGGGGCUGCACGACUGCCACCCCAAUGCCACGUGCACCAACACGCGCGGCUCCUACAGAUGCCAGUGCAACCGCGGCUUCAGCGGCGACGGCAAGGUCAACUGCGUCAAGACGUGCUUCGAGGACUGCGUCGCGGGCUACUGCAUGCCGGCGCCCGACUACAAGUGCAAGUGCAACCUGGGCUGGCACGGCAAGGACUGCGGCCUGGACUGCGGCUGCCACAACCACUCCACCUGCGCGGGGGGGUUCGGCCGCUGCGACAACUGCGAGGACUGGACCACCGGCGACUUCUGCCAGGAAUGCAGGGUGGGCAGCUACGGCAACGCCACCACCAGCCUGGGCUGCAGCGAGUGCAACUGCAACGGCCACGGGGACCGGGACCUGGGCAUCUGCGACCGCGUCACCGGCAAGUGCUUCUGCCAGGACAACACGGAGGGCGAGCACUGCAGUCGCUGCAAGCAGGGCCACUACGGCGACCCCAGGAACGGGGGCAUGUGCUACCGGCAGUGUAUGCCCCGGGGCAUGCUGACGGGGCUGGAGCCCCAGGGUCUGGGCAGCCGCUUGGGGCACCUGAACCUGUGGGAGUCCCGGGGAGGCGCCCCGCCCACCAAGGAGUGUCUCUGGAUCAUCAACCCUUUUGGCAUCAACAUCACUUCGCCUCAAGACAGUGCGUCCAGCAUCAUCCAGCUGACGAUCCACAAGGACAUCAACGUGAGCUGCCAGGAGAACAGCGUGUAUGUGUACGACGGACUGCCGGCCUUCGUGUCGGCCACCAGCCACCAGACGCACCUGCUGGGCGUGUUCUGCACGGCCGACUCCAAGUACCCCGUCACCGUCGAGGCCAAGUCAGGCACAAUGACGGUGUUCUACAAGCAGGGCGACCUGAGCGAGGGCUUCAACGCCAGCUACACGGUGCUGGCCUGCGCAGACAAGUGCCUCCCCAACGACACCUGCACGGGCAAGUGCCCCCUCGACGACAUCUGCCUCAACAGCUGUCUCCUCGGCAGCGCCUGCGAGGACGCGUGCGCGACCGCCAACGACACCUGCGCGGACCAGUGCGACGCCGGCGAGACCUGCCCCAAGUGUCCUCCCAAUGCCACCUGCGCGGACAGGUGUGCUGGGAACGCCUCGUGCGCGGAGAAGUGUGGCCUCAAUGCCACCUGCGCGGACGUGUGCACCUCGAACGCCACUUGCGCGGACGGUGGUUGUCCUCCGAACAACGCCACCUGCGCGAGCAAGUGCGCCCCGAACGCCACGUGCGCAGACAAGUGCCCGAGAAAGGAAGCGUGCCUGGACAAGUGUGCCCCCAGCAACUGCACCAACAAGUGCGGGCCCAACCACCGGUGCAGUAAGGGUCGCUGCGUGUGCGAAGAGGGCUGGGCCGGCAUCAACUGUGGCACGGAGCUGUGCCCUAACAACUGCAGCGUGCACCUCAAGCAGGGAGCCUGCGACAAGGCGUACGGCCACUGCCUGUGCGCGCCGGGCUUCGGCGGCGAUGACUGCGUGGCGCCCCUGCGCGGCUCCCAGCUGGUGUUCUCGCAGCUGUUCGACCCGGGGCGCCUGGCCGACCACCUCGACCACUUCCGCAACCAGGUCCCGCGGUUCGGCCACAGCGUCGUGGCCGACCGCCGCGGCUUCCUCUGGAUGUUCGGGGGCAUGUCCCUCACGUACGGGCCCCUCAACGACAUCCGCCGCUUCGACAUCGACAACGGCACCUGGGACCUGGUGACGGUGGACUCGACGCGCGAGACGGAGCCGGACGAGCCCUCGAUGCUGCCUCAGGGCCGCUACUUCCACGCGGCCGAGUUCGUGCAUUCGCGCAGCGACAUCUACGUGCACGGCGGCCUGGCGCUCAAGGAGGACACGCUGGGGCCGGCCAACAACACCCUGGGCGACUUCUGGAGGUUCAACACUCGCUCCCAGCGCUGGGUCGACAUCGAGAGGAAGAAGGGCCCGCCCGCCCUGGCCGGACACACACUGACGCUGCACCACUCCAGCGCGGACUCCACGAGCCUGGUGCUGAUCGGGGGCUUCAACCCCGCCUACGGCUUCCUGGAGACGGUGUGGGUGUUCGACCUGGGCAACGAGACCUGGAGCGCCCUCGCCACCACCGGCAAUGGGCCCCCAGGACUGUACGGGCACAGCACGGUGUACCACGCUCCGUCCGAGAGCUUCUACGUGUUCGGGGGCUACGUUUACGGCGUGAACCGCACCUUCAUCUCGGACAAGCUGUACGCGCUGCACUUCCCGUCCAGGUUCUGGUCGGUGCUGCCCCCGUUCCAGGAGUACAACCCCCCGCAGCUGCACCUGCCGCGAGCACGGUUCCUGCACUCGGCGGUGAGCACGGACGACUUCAUGCUGAUCUACGGCGGCCGCACGCACCCGCGCAACGCCUCGGACGUGCUGGUGGCGUACGUGUACGCCUGCAACCAGUGGGUGCGUCUCACUUCCCGAGACGUGGAGAUGGUGGGGUCGCCGCCGCCGCCCACGUACGGCCACGCCAUGGCGCUGGACGCCGCGCGGGCCGGCCGGGAGGAGGUGUACGUGGUGGGGGGCUUCGACGGGGGCAUCCAGGGCCACGUGACCCGCAUCUCGCUACCGCGCGACCUGUGCCGGCUGUGGGCCACGCUGGACCGCUGCAGCAAGUUCGCUGGCUGCUCCUUCUGCAAGGAGUACGGCGAGGACCGCAACACCUCCUACUGCUACGCCAACGACCCCGCCCGCAACGACAGGUCGUGUGAGCUAGGGGAUCGCCGGGAGCACCACAAGAUAAUCGUGUGCAGCGACGAGUGGAUGGACGGCCGCAAGUGCGAGCAGUACGGCUCGUGCUCCGAGUGUCUCGCGCGCUGGCCGAGCCACCCCAAGGAGAAGCAGGUGUGCCAGUGGUGCGACAACUGCCGGCGCUGUGUGCCUGUGAACGGGGAGUGCGAGCGAGACGGGGCGUGCAGCAAGCACCAGCGCGCCGUGCUGGACGUGGAGCAGUGUCGUGAGCGGCAGUGCGCGGCCUCCGACUGCGACAAGUGUCGCUCCCUGGGCAACUGCGUCUGGACCCGCCAGGCGCUCAUGAACUCGCACCUGGAGGUGACGGUGAAGGUGACGGGCGAGCCGGACUACGACUGGGGCUGUGUGGUGGACGACAUCGCGGAGCGGCUGCGCAGCAACAAGCUGAAGACGUCUCCGCCCGCCUCGUGCCCCCCGCGCUGCAGCGACUACACGGACUGCAGCGCGUGCCUGCAGAGCCCGGGCGCCGAGGGCGGCUGGCACGAGUGUCGCUGGUCCGUCAAGCUCAACGAGUGCGUGUCGCCCAGCUACCAGCCGCUGUACUGCGCGGGCGGCGUGUGUGGCCUGGUGCUGCGUGGGGGCCACCUGGACCGCUGCCCCGAGCGCUGCGCCUCCUUCAGGCAGUGCUCCACCUGCCUGCGGCACGCCCACUGCGGGUGGUGCUCGCUGGAGGACGGGGAGGGCAGAGGCCGCGGCGUGUGCACGGAGGGGUCCCUGGACAGCCCGUCGCGGGGCCCGUCGCACUCCACCUGCGACCUGCUGUACUUCCAGCAGGAGACGCCCGCCUCAGGCCCGUCCCUCCGCGGGAACGCCUCGGAGAGCAACUCCACGGAGCUGUCCAUCAGCUGGAACUCGGCGAGCCGCAAGCCGUCCUUCUCGUGGCACUACGUCCACUGCCCGCCGGAGAACGAGUGUGCCAACGCCCACCACACGUGCGACAACCGCUCGGAGAAGUGCAUCGACCUGGACGAGGGCUUCCAGUGCGUCUGUGCCGCCGGGUACAAGUCCGACAAGAACAUGUGCGUGCCAGUGUGCGCGCAGGGCUGCGUGAAGGGCGUGUGCGUGGAGCCCAACAAGUGUCGCUGCGACUUUGGGUUCGUGGGCGCCAACUGCAGCAUCACGUGCCUGUGCAACGGCCACUCCAACUGCGCCGGGCCCGACAAGCUGGACAACUGCAUCGAGUGCUUCAACAACACGGAGGGAGCGCAGUGCGAGCGGUGCAAGCCGCUCUUCGUGGGCGACCCGCGGAACAACGGGCAGUGCGUGCCGUGCGUGGAGUACUGCAACGGCCACACGCACGUCUGCAUCAACAACAGCAGCGACACGUCUCUGUUGUCCACUUCCACGUCUCCACUGCUGUCCCACGAGAGCGACCACGUGGACGGCACACCCACGAUGCGCUGCAUAAACUGUGGCAACCGCACGGCCGGCUACAAGUGCGAGGAGUGUCUCCCGGGCUUCUUCCGCGGCUCCGAGGACCUGCGUGACCCCUGCCGCCCGUGCGAGUGUCACGGCCAUGGCGACACGUGUGACCCGGUCACGGGCGAGAAGUGCAACUGCCAGAACAACACGGAGAGCGACCAGACGUGCCACAGCAAGAACUCCAACACCAAGUGCUGGCGCGUGCAGUGCUCCAAGUGUCGCGAGUCGUACCUGGGCAACCCCACCGCCGGCCACCAGUGCUACCGCCAGAUGACUGUCGACUCCAAGUUCUGCUUCGACGCCAAGCAGCUGGAGGAAUGCCGCUCGAAGCCCGAGCCACUGCACCCUGGUCAGUCCGUGUUCUUCGUGGUGCAGCCGCGCUUCAUGAACGUCGACAUCCGCAUCAUCGUGGACGUGACUGAGGGCGCGCUCGACCUGUACCUCAGUCCCCGGGACGACACCAUCGUCAUCAGCGUGAACGCAAGCUCUGGGGCCCAUGUGGUGGGCACGGACCCGCGCUACCACAAGCGCGAGCGGGACUACAGCCCGCCGCCCGAGGACUACGACAGCCCCGGGCUGCCGGACUUGGUGGACCUGCUCCCGCCCAGCGCCGACCACCAGAACGCCAGCGCCGCCUCCCAGAUGUUCGUGGCCAUGGAGCGAGCCGCCCGCGGGCUCACCACCUUCGUCACCGUGCAGCGCAAGAACACGCUGCUGCGCGUGCGGGGCCUGCGUGACCGCCUGGUGCUCACGCUGCCCCAGGACAAGCACGACCUGGGCGCCACGCGCUUCUACCUCGCCCUCACCGCCGCCGACGCGUCGUCCCCCGGCCGCGGCAUCGUGUUCUUCCGCCAGGACCAGCUGCACAUCGACCUGUUCGUGUUCUUCUCCGUGUUCUUCUCCUGCUUCUUCCUGUUCCUGGCGGCGUGCGUGGUGGCCUGGAAGGCCAAGCAGGCGGCGGACGUGCGCCGCGCACGCCGCAGACACGUGGUCGAGAUGCUGCACAUGGCCAAGCGCCCCUUCGCGUCCGUCACGCUGCUGCUGAGCGACGCGGAGCCGGGGGAGGCGGCCCGGUCGCCGUGCCGCAAGAAGCGCAAGCAGCCGCUGACGGCGGGGGAGGUGCGUCCCGUGGCCGUGGAGCCCACGGACGACGGCGUGGCGGCCGUGGGCACGGUGUUCGUGCGGCUGCCCGGGGGUCGCGAGGCCCCGGUGCAGCUGGCCCUCGCCUCGUCGCUCGUCCUGCUCACCAGGGUCUACCCCCUGAACGGGCGGGCGUUCCUGCGUCGCCGCAGCAGCCACGCGCCCACGUAGUGGCGCCCCUGCCGGAGGCCCGCGACCGGGCUGUUCAGCUAGUCCGCCAGCCGGUCGGUUCCGACGUCUUCCAGACCCCACACGGAGGGAUUAGCGUUUACUCGUGUAUUGUCUCGGUGGUUUGAACAACAUGUACACCUACUAACAGGAGCCAGCGUGAGGCUGCACACUUCUACUUCGUUGGCUGUAAAGACAACUUGUGGUUUUAUAAGGAGACAUUCAGUAUUUCAUCUCUGAGUUAUAGGAGCCCCACUCUUUAUUUGCAUCAGUAAUUGUAAUUGAUAAGCUUGAGAUUUUUGAUUGAUUGAUUAAUUUAUAUUAUUAAUUUUUUUAAAUAAGUGUAAUUCAGUCAAACAUGUCCCUCUAUGGCCAGUUCAUUCCUGGAAAUGCUCUUGCGUUUUUGCAGUGAUUCUAGUUUUUCGGAAAGGUAAGUUCAAAUUGAUGUUAGGUUAUGAUUUGUUUUCGAGACAUUUCGUGUUGAUUUAGUCCUGUACUUAUCUUUGAGAAUUUGUAUGUUUAAAAACAGGAAUGCACUCCUAUAAAAAUGGAAAUUUUUUUUAGGCAAAACUAAGUAUUGAUAUCAAUAUCUUGAAUUACAUUCAUCAUUCAGCAGCAAUUUGUGCAAACCUUAGGUUCAAUGAGGAUAAGUGGUUAUCAUAAGGCAGUGUGGGAAAUGAUUUCUGUUCUAUUAUCUUGUGAAUAGAGUCAGUAAUGUUCGUUGUUUGCAAUGGGAGCCACUGUGACAUUUAAGUGAAACACCUUGUAUACAUCAAGGGCAAGGAAACAGAUGGUAAAAGGCAGACCCGCACUCUCUAGGCAGCUAGUAAUGACAUGAGUUGUUGCUGGGAAAAAAAAAAAUAUUAUUAUAGAGGGACUGACUGUUUUAAUUUUAAUGUACUCUUGUUUUAACCACGAUCAUUCCUUGGUGCUUUGUACUACUUCAUACUUGCAAUCUUAUUGAAGAAAUCAUGAAUUUGAAACAGACAUGCUAAUUGUCACUUUACACGUGAAUAUUUCAUGUGCUCGACAGUGCCGGACUCAGACUCAUCCAAAGGAACUCCUACCACGUGGUUUGAACUAAACGGCUCUUCUCGUUAGACGUGGCUUGCACACGACACUGUGCAGGCUGGCCGGGGCACAGCCAGUGGGUUCCUGUUUUUCUGGAACCAUCUACAUGACGUGGGCAACGUCUCUCCAACCCAGUUUGACGGUCCGUUGGCGUCCCGAAGAACAGUAUAUUCUGUCCAGAGUCCCAGAGUCUUGGAAUUCUCCUGGAUGUUUCCUUGUUGAGCUGAAACGCAGCCAGUGGGUGUGUGCUGUGGGUGAGAUCUAAAUCUGCCUCGGUUAAAAACUGCAUUUAUUACAUAACCCAUCUGUUUAUGUAUGAUUAUAUUCAUGCCAGUUACAAGUUGCAAGUGUAGAUUUGUGUUACUGUUGUUAUUUUAUAUUUCAAGGGUUUUCAGGUUCCCUUCCCUGUGAUAUUAUAUCUUGGUUCUGAAAUUAGUUUUUAAGUUUUGGGGUAUGUGUCUGGAUGUUAUUUGUUGGUUCGUUCAUAGCUAGUUUCUUGGUCUUCUAAGCUGAUUUUCUUCUACACCACACUCUCCCCCUACAAGUGUGGCUUCUAGGUUCCGCUGUGUCGCACUAUGGCUCUCUGAACUAAUUUUUCCUGUUAUCUCAUUGAUCCUAUGGAUACGGUUGUGAAUUUUAAUUCAAUUUUUGUAUGGCAUCAUUUUUUUUUAUGUUGAAAAUAACACAUUCCAGUUUAUAUUCAAUCAGAUAGGUGAGUGUUAAAACUGAAAAUGAAGCAACGACCCUGCCAGGUGUUAGCCGAGCCACGACUACCGCUUGAUUCACGCACAUUCUCGGGAAGCGAGCGAGGGACGGGAUGCUCGGUGGACCGUGGUGCCUCGCCGUGCCUCGUGGUGCCUCGUCGUGCCUCGUCGUGCCUCGUCUCGGAGCCGACCUCCGGGCCUGCCGGACGUGCCGUCGGCCUCGAAGCAAAGGCAGCCGUGAUCGAAGAGACUGAUGCGAUUGCAAUCAAUUCGUCCAGUUCUGCCCUUUAUCGCAGCUGCGUGGCUCAUGUAGGCGCAAGUGAAAGGGCAUGACAUCGCAUGUUUCUACUUUUGCCGAGCGAUUUGUGUAUUUACUUAAUUAUCUUUUAACAUGCUGUUGCCCAUCGUUGGUGCAUAGCUGUAAGCAAGUAAUGUUCAUGAAUAUGUAUUAAAUGUUUAUUUUACGUGUGUUGUGUGUAUUACGUAUUACUGAAAUGAUAAGUAUUAAAUACUCAUUCUAGAUAUGAAAUCAUAUGGUUAGGAGCAAUAGACUGUAUAGUUGUGAGUGUUAUAGCUGUGAAGUUUUGUUGUAACUUUAAGCAUGGUACAGUCCGUUGUGUACAGAAACACUUUGUUACAAAGUGGUGUAUUGUGUAAAGUGGUUUCAAAUUCCCUCCAGAAAACUUCUUUUUCAGUAACAUGUCAGUAUUAUGAGUACAGAACUGAUAUAUAAGUACUUUGUAGUGAAGGAUUCUGCUCUAGAUUGAUAGUCACCUUGUUGUUAUGAUUUUGAUUUGGUGUGUCUCUUUUAUGUAACGGCAUUUUGGGCAUUCCAACUUUUUAAAGAAGCAAUUGCAUAUAAAAUCAUUAUAUUUUCACAGUUCUAGUAUCCUGAUGGUACAGUAAAAGCUCUUGGAAGUUAACUGAUUUAGUACAUCAAAUUUUAAUCAUAUUUUGUUACUGUUGUUUAGUCUACUUUUUUCAUUACCUUUACUCACUGGUUUCAUUAUUUUUUAAUAUUUUUUUCUCCGUCCAUGCCAUGUACUUUUCGACUGUGCUAUAGUGAUAAAAUGUUAGCAUCCUCUAUCUGUCAUAUGCUACCCAAAUAGAAAAUGUCAUUCUAUUAGUGGUAGCCACGGAAACACAAAUCUGUUCGAUUAUUGCUCCACCAUCCCUGAUUUCCAAUUUCUGUGUAAUUUUUCACUUAAAACAAACAAAAUUUGAAAAUUUCUUACCUACUGUAAUAUUCAAUGCCUGUGGUAGAGUAUGUGGCAGCUUGUUUGUGUUCCUUCUAGUAGAAAAAUUAAAACCUAGUCAAUUAUGUGGUCAUGAUUAUGAGUGACGAUUACAUAACAUUUUAUAUUUAAAAUUAAAAAUACAGAUUUGAUAGUAUUCAAUAUACCAUACAGUAUACAUAAUUGAUAUCUGAAAAGAAUAUGUGAAAUGUGUAAUGUGGCUGAAGAAGUACGUAUUCCAUAAUAGUAAUUAUUUUGGUUAGCAAAAUUGUUCGAAAAUGUAAUAGUUUGCUACUAAAGGGGGACAUGUAGACUAUCAAUCUUUUCCAUUUUCUGUGUUGAAAACCUAACAUGAGCAGUUGUAUCAAUUCCUAAAACAAAUCAUUUACUACGGUAUUUCAAGUAUUUGGCAUCCUCCAUAAUGUCUGAUGGUGCAGCUACAAUUUUAAAUACCCAUAUAAAAAUUACCACAUUUUGAAUCACGCCUCAAAAAAGAAAAGGCAGUCAUUAUUUUGCAAAUAAGAUUUGGCAGGUUAACAUGUUAAUAUUAGUUUGGAGUAAGACUAAAAAAUCUAUCUGUAUUUUUUUUUAAUUGUAUGUGGCUCGUAAAAUUAAUUUGGGAGGUAUAAAAAACUUUUGUGGAUUCAUUUUAUCUCCAAAAACUAAAAAGUUGUAAUUAUUGUUGAAAUUGCAUAACUUCUGUACGUAAUGAUGUAUCUGUAUAGAUUUUUUUCAUGAUAAUUUUUUUGUGUCCAAACUGUGGUUUUAAGAAGGAAUCUCAUGAUUCUCUGUCAUUUAAAUUGUGUUGUAUUUUUACAUUAUUUUGAUCUGAAAUUUGUUUGGCAUUGUGUGUUUCGUAUUGUGUAGUUAUACAUGUGGAAUCAUAGUGCAGUUAUUGCUCCAUUUUACAGGGCAAUUUUUUUAAUUUUUGUACACACAAUUGUUUAGUCAUAUACAUACAUAAAUAGAUGUGGUAAUUUUACAACCAAUUAGACAAAUUUUAAUACAAGAUUAAGGUUGCUGUAAUGAUACAUUUUAAACUGUUUCUUUUAAUUGGUGUAAUUAUUUUAUGUUGCUCACUUUUGCGUACUUUUUAUUUUUAAAUAAUAUUUAAUUCAUUCUUUCUUCAGAGGCGACCGAGAGGGGAGAAGGUGUCUCCUCCUCAUCCUUCCCAAUAAUGUAACAGGUGCAGUGGAUAAAAAGACUUUUGAAGUAAACUUUGAGCUAUUUUAUACAUGUGGUAUUUAAUACUAAUGAAAGACAGAUGUAUAACUAUUAAAAUUUUAGUCUGGAUCUAAUAUCUGGACUCGGUUAUUAGUAUCUACACUAGAACCUCGAUUUUACGAACUUCCGAUUUAACAAAGCAAGUAUUAUACAAAUAUGUUUUCAGAAACCAUAGAAAAAUAAGAUAUAUUGACACCAAAAUAUUGUGCCGUUCAUUAGUAAAUUCGACACGAUAUAUUUUAAAUUUUUAUUAUGAUUUUAAAUUUUUGUGUGGAAAUUUUAUUUGCUCUACUAUAGUGUAAAUUUGUUAGUCUGGUGUACUCCUCUGAGUUAAACUUUGUCUCAGUGCCCUGAAGCCCCUUUCCCAUCGGCGUAUCGGAUAUUUUGCUGGCCUAACCCCUGACUGGCAGACCGCUUACCAUUACCCCCGCCUUCAGUCACGCCUCAAGCCUGUAAUAUUAUUUCUCUUCGUGACCCUAACUGCAUAGGCAAGCCUGUAGCUUGCAGGCGACCAGUUCGCAGAGACGAGCUGAGAUUCGCGUUUUUCAUCACGUAUUAGUAUUGUGUUCGCCCCUCUGCAGCCACGACGGGGCGUAGUUUCCCAUCAACGUUGCAUCUUACCCCACCUCCCCCCCUUCUCAGUUCCAAGUAAGACCAAUGACCGGUCGUAACCCCCUGGACACCGGUGACCGUUCUCAAGGUCUACCCGCAAAAACGAGUGCGCCAAAACUGAUCGCAAGAGCCACCUAGCGACCAAGUCGCGAACUUCUCCGCUUGCCUGCCCGCUAGGGCGCCAGAGAGCAGCACCUGCUUUGCCUUGAGUUAUAUGGACGCCGUGGUCGAGUCGAUUGUUUUCAACUCAGACCUGCUCCGACAGAGUUCUCUACGGUCGCCCAGUGUGGCCAACUUCAAGACUCCUGCUAGAGUUUUUUUCUCCGCCCGCAUUCGGGCAACUUCGGUAUUUUUCGGCGGCCCAGACACCCCCCCCCUUCCACCCGUUAGAGCCGGUGGGCACUUUUAAUUACGAGACGCGGCUUCCCGCGACACAGACCAACUCGCGUCGCGUCUGCAGACAGACCUCCAUCGAGUAUCGGCGAAUCGGCAAGACUUCAUCCGACCGCUAACGACUAUGUAGUCGCUUCGUAUAAGGGAUGCUAUCCCUCAAGUUAAUUCUAGUAGUUUAGUCUGUCUGCAUAGUUUAGUUAUUUGCCUUAGAAAUUUUUCUCUUUUAAAUUUAAUAAUGAAGAAAUCAUCCGCGUCCUGCCGCGCUAUUCGCGAGCUCCAGACCCUGGCUGACUCCACGAUGGCAGCGUGCUGGGCAACUCCCCUGUUUUGGUGAGUGAUAAUUCGCGACCCCCCCUUUUUUCCCUUAAAUUUCUUUGGGCAUUUUCUGCCCCAUAGACUGCCUGUAUACAAGUUCUAAUCAGGUUUGAUUUGGACUGUUGCAGACAGGGUUCGAUGACUGGGAGAGAUUGAUUGCUCUCAUCUCGUGCCCACCCCCCCCCCCCCCCUUCUGUUCCGUGGGUCACAUUAGAAGAAACGCUUCUACUACCCGACGUGAUCGUUUGAAGACCCCGGGUGGUAAUGUAAAUUCAACAUUUCCCCCUUACCUAGCUACGAACUAUUUUAAGCGGAUGACCAAACCACCAGCGACCAGUGUUUUUCUCAAGAAAAUGUAGAGCGAAUAGAACUAAUUAUCAAUGUAAUCAUCGGAUCCAUACAAUUUUGGGUGUGAAACUUAUAAUGCAAAUGUUUAUAUGUCAAACUAAUAAUGUAAAGUGUUUAAAGAUUCGUGGGCCGGCCCCAUUUUCGUUUUUCCUUUUGUUAAUCUUUGAAACUUGUUAAAACCUUGUGUGUGUAAAAUAAUCCAAACAAGAUAAUUCUUCAGGGCAAAUAAAACAGGGAAACUAUAGAUCAAGUUAAUCGUGUAGUUUUUAUUUAUUGAUUUUAACGAUCCACCAACUUCCUCCUUGCUUGUUACAGGAAGUUCCUAAAUUUUGUGUGUUCCCCACCUCGUGUCGCCUCUGGUAAAUCAAUUUAUUUAACUAAUUUUUUUUCAGCAUGUUUCCAAGGCUUUUUAAUUAAUUUAAAAUAAUUCAAUUUUGAGGCACGAGGGGUGUAACAAUAUAAAUAAUAAUAAAAAAAAUUUUUUCUGAAAAAUCACAUUGUAAGCUUAUAAACAUAUUUUUUUUUAUGCAUAACAUUUAUUGUGUGUAGGUUUUAAUACUCUCUAAUAAUUUCCUAUAAGAAGAAGGGAAAAAAUUGAACUUUUUGUUUAAAACUACGGCAGUGGUAGCUUCUGUAUACUGGCGCACACAGGUUUUCAGCUUGCUAUACAAACAAAAAUUUGUGAUGACUUUCAAAAAUUCCUGCAUUUCUCGCACUAUAAUGUUCGUACAGUAUUUUAAUGAAUGUGUGUGUCAUUACAGCGCAGUGUUUUUCUUAACCAUAAAUGUCUGUGAUCACUUUUCUAAUACUUAAUGCUUGUUCCCCUCGAUUCUGGUAAUUAAUAUGCGUUUGUAAACAUCUAAAACCGCGAGCUGUUAGGAAUAACUUAUAAAGCUGAUAAGAGGAAGCACAUUGAAAUGCAAGGCAGGAUAUUCUUUCAGCUUAUCAACCAGGUUCUGGGCAAGUCUUGUUUAACCAGUAGUACUUUUGAUUCUCUUUUUACUCUGCCUUUAUCACUUGUGUCUUUGGGUGGAAUCAUGCUGUUCACAAGUGGAAUAAGUCACUAGUCACGUGAUCGUAGGAAUAACAGUGUGUGUGUGAAAGGCUGGCAUGAUUACACCGCAUGGUACGCUGUAUCGUACGGUUUGCUACAGCAGAGACGUUAGCAUCCGAGACGGGCCAGUGCACAUUACCAUGUUCACACGUGCGGCCGCAGGUUUUUUCUUUGCAUUAAUGAUAUUAAAUAUUAAAUUAUAUUUUAUUUAUUAAGACCAAAUACACACAAAUAAUACCAGAUAUAUUUGGUUCAAAAUAACAACCUAAUAUAUUCGGUGGUUUGAUUUUUUUGGGGGGGGGGGAAUGGGCCACCCUUGAUUUUAGAACAGUAGCAUUUUUACGAAUGCGAAUGCAGUCCGUGGAACUGUGAGCAUGCGUAACAUUGGGGUUUAAGUGUAGAUAUUAAGUCUCAUUUCCCAGUCUUUAUUGCGGACUUCUGGUGACCUGCCAGUCAGUCCUGGAUCCAUCCCUGGCUUUUUUUCAAUUUCUUUAAAUUUUGCAAGAUGUGUUUUUGAAAAUUGUACUUUUUACCUGAUCUGCAGUUAACACAGACCAUUUAAUAUCUUGACUGUAUCAUGACAUUCCACAAUGAAAUAACUGUCUUAAUUCCAUUUUGUUUGUGUUUAAAUGUUGUGUGUCCUUUUAAAUUUGUGUUUUUAACAACUUAUUUCACAAAUUUUAAUUCUUCGGAAGCCGAAAUGGAGGAAAUCAACUCAAAAUGCCACUGUGACUUGAAUGCAGAAACUCUCUUGGGCUUUAAGGUUGGCAGUUCUGGACAGUAAUUGAAAAGUUUGAGCCUGUAGGUCGUAUGGUCAGAGUGAAACUUUAGGCAAGGCAUCGUCAUCUCGAUUUAAUCAGUACCAACUUUCAUUUUUUUGUUAGUUUUAAAUACUAGCAGUUCUUUGUGUUGUUUUUAUUGUAUUUUUGCAAGAUUGACUGUCCAUUGUCUAAAUUUUUUUAAAUACAGUUAUGCAUGAUAAAUUUGUAAUGUUGAUAUGUAGUAUUUUUCUGUGUAAAUUGUUUUACUUUUUUUAUGCAUUUUGCACAUGUGUGUGUUUAUGUAUAUGUAUACGUGUGUGUAUAUUAGAUGUAUUGCGUAAUUGUAUUGACUUUGUUUGCCAGACUGAUGUUGUCAUCUAUGAAUGGGUAGAAUCUCACUGUUAAGGUCUCGUGAAGGAAUUGCUUACACCAAUACUCAGAUAUUAUUCUCCCUCUUAUUUAUGAAAACAUUUCUAAUUUUGUUACUUGUAAUAACAUCUCAUUGCAAUCGUGAAGUAAGGGAAAUAUAUCUCAGUGAUUUAAAAAAAAAAAAUCCAACGAAUACUAGAAAUUAAAUAAAUGUAAAUACUGGUGGAAAAAAUUGGGCAGCAUGUUAGAGUAUCUUUUUAUUCAACUUGGUUAUGCAAUACUUAACAGUUGAAUUACUAUUUUAAAUUUAGAAUAAUUGUUAAUAACAAAUAUUGAUCCAUUAUCUAUUCAUGCACAUGAAACUGAUACAACUUUUGUAAUUUUUUUUGUGUCCCAUUUUAUGUUGUCUAGGUGACUCACCAACAUGAUGUUUCCAUUUGUGUUUACUGUUUCAAUUACUGGUUAUUAACUUAUUAAAGUAAUAAUUGAAAGAAAAAGAAUCCGUUUUUAAUUACGUAUUUGAGUAACUGUGUUGUAGUAAGCAAAGUUGAUACUAACAAGAAAUUUUUAUAUUUAUUUACAGGAGAAAUACAUAAUAAAAGAGUCUGUCUGUCUGUCUGUCUGUCUGUCUGUCUGUCUGUCUGUCUGUCUGUCUGUCUGUCUGUCUGUCUGUCUGUCUGUCUGUCUGUCUGUCUGUCGUUCAAGUAGCGCAGAGAGAAAGGCCUGGAGCAGUGGAACCUGAUACCUUGAUCCCCCAACAGGGUCCGUGUGCACCUCGCAACAUACCGUAAUUAUUUUGACGUGAUAACGUCUUAUAAAUCGAUGAAUGCCACCUGCAUGCACGAAAAAUUGUCACGUUCCGCCUGAGCCGAGCAUGCAAGAUCCGGCCAACCACCGUGCGAGAAAAUCUAUAAUAUCAAACAGGUUAAGGCGGUUUUUUUUACUAAUUGUUCGUGAUUAUAUUUAAAAAAAUUAUUUAAAUUAAAUUUGCAAAAACUGUAAAUAAUAUUUGAAAAUUAAAAAGUAUGCGAUUUUUCAUCAAUGUUUUCGUAUAACGUUAUCACAUAAAAUUAUCGUCCGUAAACCGACUUUACAGACUUUUUUUUUAAAUCUAAUUUUAUAGCAACUUUUCAUUUUCAUUAUCCCAUGUGAAGAACAUGUAUACUACUGACUGAUUACAAUAUAUCUAAACACAAAGGGGUUUAAAUAGGUUUAUCGUAGAUUAUAGAGCAGCACUAACAAAGGAUAUAUCACGCUCUUCAAGUAUAAUGUCUUAGUGACGAGUGUGACCUGUAGACUUCCCUAAUGAAGCACUAGUACCUGUGUCAGGUAGUAAUAAAUAAAACAAGUUAAUUUGUACCCCAUGGUUAUUAGUUACAAGCUAGACACAUUCUGUAGUUUCUGGUUUUAAUUUGGGAGUGUUCCGGCUUACGCCUCAGCUAUCAGAUCUCAUCACUGCACUGCCGGCGUGUUUAGUUCGCUCAGAGUUUAUCAUUACUGUCGCUUUUCGUUUCAGUACAGCGUUUCCUGGUUUAUAGUGGGUUACAAUUCACAUUGAUGUUUGACAACUGGCCUCCCUGGUCCCAAAAUUAGACUACCUAGAUCCUCAAACAGCCAUAAAUGGUGCCAUCAAAUACGUAUAAAAAUCUGAGUGAUUGUAAUGGGCUGUCAGCUUUGAAUUGAUACUCAACAUUGUUAGCUAUGACUAAACACUUAAGCAUUUAUUUAUGAUACUAGCCUUGUGCCCAAUGGGAUUUCCCAUCCUCAUUUUUGAUGACUUCCCAAAAGCACUGAUACAACUGAUACAAUCUUUUAUUAAUAAACAGAAGCCUAAACACCAAUUUCCAUAUUUCUCACUUCAAAAAUGACAAAAUGUUAUAUGUAGGUACACAAAUCACAAAGCAAACUCAAUAAAUUUGUUUCUCCCAGCCAAGAAGUCAAAUAUAAAUAAAAUAUAUUGAAAAAAGUAAAGCAAUUUCGUUAAGUUUUCACUGUUCAAACACAAAGCGAAAUCAGUAAAUCCAUACAGCCUAGCCAAGUAAAUUUGAUGUUGGUUUGUAUUCGUAAAUUCGCUUAGUUCUGUCACUGAUGUAAACUUAUGAAAAUACUUAUGUCACUGAGAAAAACAUCCAAAAAUUCUGUGAACAAUUUUUAAAAAUCAACUUUUUUUUUACAAACUGUACUCAGCUGAGAAAACUCUUUCAACUUAAAAUUAAGAUACCUUUUUUUUUACACGAGCUGAUUUUGAUGAAAUAAUGACAGGCCCCAAUCUUUGCUCCAGUUACCUGUGAAAACCCCAUGAAAAUUUGACUAGUAGUUUUGGAGAUUAGCGUAUUCAAACUGACCAAGUUUUUAAAAAUAGUCUUAUUGUAUUCUGUUACACUCCCUACAUCAUCCGUAAUCAGUUUUUGCCAAAUAUGUAUUUCCAGUUUUUAGAGACAAUGAUUUUACAUUUUUACUAUAGAGAAGAUUAAAAAAUUAAGAUACAUUAACCCCUUUUUAUGCCAUGUUAAAUGUAGUAGCUUGCAGGUCCUACACCACUGUUUGGGGUUUCACACUGCGGUGCAGUCAGACGGACAUUCCUGGUGGUUGUUCACAAUUACAAGAUAACCAAGUGUUUCGUAUUAAGUGUGUACAUGCUAGGGCGGUGUUUGUAAAAAAAAAAACUGGCAGAGAUUUGAAAUACCAAUUGGUUUAUAGCAAGAAUGUAUGUUUUUCGUAAUUCUUUCUCGGUCAUCGUGUUACUGUCUGUCGUGGAAUACUUGGUAAAGUUGUGCGGAGCUGCGUUCAGGCGUUCAGGCAGGGGCGGAACGGAGGGAGGGGGGGGGGGGGAAGGGUAUUUUGCCCCCCCUCUGAAACCUUGAAGUGGGGGCAAACGUGAGCAAAGAAAGUGCUGUGUAAUCAAUUUUUAGAUAAUAAAACUGCUUAAAUAGCACCAUUUUCCACCUUGAAAUACAAAUUUUCCCGGGGGAGGACCCCCUGCACCGGUUGCGUCGCUCAGUGACGGUUGUGCAGCGCUGUGAUGGUUGUACUGUCUGUUGGUGUUCUGUUGCUCCCAUAGUUGUAUCAUUGGUUUACUAAUUUUUAUUGUACAAUAGCAAAGAAAUAUACGUAAUAUAUUAAAUGUUUUCUGAUUUUU
Molecule: messenger RNA, 20864 nt
Organism: Bacillus rossius redtenbacheri
Lineage: Eukaryota; Metazoa; Arthropoda; Insecta; Phasmatodea; Bacillidae
Gene: Megf8
Product: multiple epidermal growth factor-like domains protein 8
Exons: 40
Coding region: 463-9642 (3059 amino acids)
Molecular function (GO): calcium ion binding; protein binding
Source: RefSeq, a predicted model, not a curated record